Messenger RNA from Scomber japonicus (chub mackerel), 4347 nucleotides. Its product is annotated as zinc finger and BTB domain-containing protein 17. Gene Ontology annotation, molecular function: RNA polymerase II cis-regulatory region sequence-specific DNA binding; DNA-binding transcription factor activity. The transcript has 2 exons. Gene Ontology annotation, biological process: regulation of transcription by RNA polymerase II. Bases 357 to 2027 code for a protein of 556 amino acids. Lineage: Eukaryota; Metazoa; Chordata; Actinopteri; Scombriformes; Scombridae. The record is from RefSeq and is a predicted model, not a curated record.
AGUAGGAGCUGGAGAUGGGUGAGUCGCUGCAGAGGAUGCACAGUAUUAAAGUCUUUAAGCAGUAACUAACGUACGUGAUCAACGCAGCUAAAGAGCAUCGGCGCACUCCUGCUGCAGACUUCACGUCGUCUGGGAGAUUAUUGAUCGACUGGGAGUCUUUUUUGAAAGCUUGCGGGCUAAUGUUAGCGAGCGGAUCCAGGCCCUGCCAAGACUCUUAUAGUUCACUGCAUUGUUUUUGUCAGCUCAUGUGUGCAGAUGUAACUGGCCACGCUUGACUCCUUGCAUAAUUAAGUAAUCAGCCUGCCUCGCUUGACUUUAGCUGCAUUUGAAACAUCACACUAAAGCCUGCAAUCGACAUGACUUCCAGGAGGACGGGCUACAGUACCGGUAGCAUGGACUCCUCUACGGCGAGCAGCGGCGGCUCCGUCCAUGGUGGAAACCGUAAACAGAGUAUCAUCAACAUCCCCGACAGGCCCGGGCCAGAGUCCUGCUACGAGAGGAAAGCGGACAAGGCUGGAUACGGAGCUUCGCACGGUGGCGUGACGGUAACGUCCCUGAAAUCCCGUCUCGCACCCACCAUCCAGACUGCCAUGUCCGCCGCGGUCGAUACCCUCCUUGGCGAGGUGGUGCUAGUGCUCAAUGAGACUCAGCAAGAGCUUCUGCACAAGGAAGAAGAGAAUGAGAGACUCAAAGUGCGCCUUGAAGUGUCCGAGAGGGAGCUGAAGGCUUUGCAGGAGUGUCUGUGCAGCGCUCAGAAGCUCAUAGACCAGCUGCAGGGCUCAUACACUGGCCCCCAGACCAUCAGUCAGUCAGUCUUUGCCCCAUCACUGUCUUCCAUGGCCUCAAUGACUGCAGGCUUGGACCGGGACCACCAGAACCCUCGAAAUGUGAAUGGAGCAGGUGUUGAUAUGGGUCUUGGUGGAUCUGUGGAUGAAUCACUUCAUGGGUUUGAGCCAAGAGAUGACUACAAAAUGUGCCAGCUUUCAAUCCAACCAGAUGGCUCUGUGACUAACCAUGCUCUGGACUCCUUUACAUCUAAUGCCUCUCAUAUGUGCUCUGAUACCAGCAGACCAGAUGAGAGGGCAUCUCAGGGACCAGGUGGAGCAUCUAGGUUUGAGAUUAAAGAGGAGCAAGGCUCCGGUCAGUCUGGCAGGAAGGAGCCUGGGAUGCGAAAUGACAACAGAGAUGCAGAAGGAUCAUCCCACAGCGUGGGUGACCUCGGAUAUGUUCAAGUUGGAGGGGAUGGAGGUUCCCAGCGUUCCUUUACUCAUCCUCUGCGUCACCAAAGACAAGUGCGAGAAUGCACCAGUGCCUUGCAACAAGGGGGACUUGAUGGACAAAAGUCAAUGGUUCGGACUUCUGGAGCUGGGAGAGGAGACAGCAUUUCUCCCGGCCGAGUGGAGGACUCAGCAGGACCUUCUGUCUCUGACCCAAUAGGGGAGCCAUCUGGAGAUCGGCCCCACCACUGCUUGGAGUGUGGAAAGACCUUCCGCCUGAUCUCAAGCCUGAAGAAGCACAUUCGCAUCCACACCGGGGAGAAGCCCUACCCAUGCGCGGUUUGUGGCCGCCGUUUCCGUGAGUCAGGUGCCCUUAAGACCCACCUGCGCAUACACACAGGUGAGAAACCGUACUCUUGUUCAGAGUGUGGAAACUGUUUCCGCCACUUGGACGGUUUGCGCAAACACAGACGCACACAUACAGGGGAGAAACCGUAUGUGUGCGCCAUCUGCGGGAAACGCUUGAGCCGCCUGCAGCACCUCAAACACCACCAGCUCAUCCACACCGGAGAGAGACCGUGCUGCUGCCCCUUCUGCAACCGUAGCUUCAAGGAGCCUGCGGCGCUGAGGAAGCACAUCCGUACACACAGGGAGGAAGGCGGUCACAUGGGGAUUGGUGCCAGUGAUGACACGGACCCAGAUGCCAUAGAUGACAUUAACAACCUUCAUCCGGCGGCUCCGUCCCCACAGAUGAGGUUUGGGGAGUGGGGUGCAGAGGAGGAUGACACUUCAGUUGUGGACUGUGUGUAAGGAAGGUUAAAGGGUCAACUGUUGGUGUUCAUUCUUACCAGAAAACAUACUACAGGUGAAAAUAAAUGAAAUGUCUGUGUAGUUAGUAAACAUGAUGGUUAGGGUUAUCUCUGUUCCAUGCUGUUAAAGUGAAGAAUCCGGCUACAUAUAACACUAGCCUCAGAGUUUUGUCUGCUUCUGGCAUUUUCAUGUUUCAUGUUUCACAUUCUUAGAUGUAAAAAUAACUUUUAAAAUACACACUCUACAUUCUUCAAUAGCGACUGUUUUCUUAUCCGGACCUUCUUCGAGCAGCAGCACCAUCAGCAGCGUGCAGGUUGUUCUUGGCACAGGAAGUUUCUAGUUCGUCAGCUUCCCGGCAGUAAUUUGGGAAAACGAUGGCAGAAAUGAACAAAAGCUGUCUUUACACUGCUGUUACAAAAAAUGUACAAAAAGUGCCUUGAACACAUCAACUGAGUCACUGCUGCUGCUGCUGCAGCCGCUGCAGUAUAUGGCAAUUCCCUUCUGGAUUUUAGUCAGGACAAAGUGUUAUGAUAAUGGUCAAUAUUUUCUUGAAGUUUCACACAUUAGACAUAGACUGAAUUGUCUGAAUAGGCAUGCUUUUUGCUAACAGACCGAGGGCUCAGAUAGUAAUGGAUCCAUUUAAGGCUGGUUCAUGCUUCUUGUGCGGGCAGACAUGCAGCAGUUCAGACCAUGUACAUUAUUGAAUAACACAAACGUCACAGUAUUAUUGGUUGAAUUAUUUGAUGUCGAUGAAGUGAUAAUAAUUUGGUGUGUGAUAUUGAUGCUUUCACAUAGUAUUUAUUUAUCUAAACUUCUUUUCAUCAUUAAGUGUUAAGAUGUCAUUAUGAGAUCACAGUGUGAUCAUUCACAUUUCACUCAGCUGGAUGAGCCAAUUAAACUGUCAAACAAUUGGAUCACUUUCACUUUAAGGGAGGAGUCCACCUGCAUUUUUUCAAAUGGAAGCUGGUGAGAGCUCAGUCUUUCUCUGUGGCUGCUGGCUAGGUGAGCUGGGGGGUUUAUAACGGUUAAUAUGCAGCGUCAUCAUGCAGAAACUUGCAUUUGACACUAAAACAUACUUACCUAGACAAAACAUUUUUAGUUUUUGGAUUUGAAUAAUAAACAACACUAAUGUGAAGCUAAAGAAUGUCCAAUGCUCCAAAAACACUGGCAACUGGCAUGGCUCCUAUCAUGAUAUUGUUAUUAUGUGGAUAAAUCUCCCAGCUCUACCUCAUUCUUCAUCAGUGCUGUGCUACUGUCUGCUAAUCCUGUUUGGAGGUGUUUGCAGCACUACACUACUUAAAACCUAUGUAAGUUCAAGUUGAUUUAAUUGAAAAAUUAGAGUUGUUUUGUUUUAUUUUUUCCAGUGGUUGUCACAAGUGGAUGCAGAUACAGAGAAAGAUCUCUUAAAAUGAGCUAAAAUAUCAUUUUGUGUACAUUCACGCUGUUGCGUGUGCCUUCAUGAAGCUUGAACUAGUUUUACUGUUGGGUCAGCUGAUCAUCUUCUUUUCUCAUCACUUACACAGCGAUGAUGUCAUCUUGUCGAGACUUUGAAUCACUACAUGUAUUUAUCUGUGCACGGAAAAAUACAGAGUCAGGUGACAGGAGGCUCAGCUCAUCAGCAUGCAUCAACAACUUCUAUCUAGUUUUAAUAUUUCUCUCGUCGUAUUAACGUCUCUAUCUUAUGGACCACAUCUUAGCAUUCCAACUGUUUUUUUUGUUCAAGCUGCUACUGUUUAUCUAGAAAGCCCCUUUUCUAGACUAUUAUUGUUACCAGCCAGUCCUAGCAAUUACUAGCGGACAGAUUUUGGUGCUUGCAUGUGCAUAUCUGUUCUUCCGCUGGCAGCAAUGCUCCCUCCCAUCCCCAGCUGUUUCUGUAAAUAAGAAUGUAGUUUUAGCCAUUUUAUCCGGUUCAAUAAGGGUUAACAUUUGUGGAAAAAGUAAAUGUGCAACAAUGACAAUUAAAAAAAACAAAAACGUAAUGUGCUUUAAAACAGCAGUAUGCCAACAUACAGUGUAAAUAUAUAUAUAUAUAAUCUUAUUAAAUCUUCCUGAUGUUAUUCCUGAUGAUCCGAUGUGACACAACUGAUGCAUCGGGGGUUAACAGCAGCACAGCAUUAAUCCUCUCAGCCUUUUGAGCUAUACCGUAGGUCUCGUGUCAUUUUCUAAGUAUACUACUAUAAUGGUCUCUAUGUAACUAUUCUAUGUAUGUUUACAAGUGUAAGUCAUUUGGAAAGGCGCUGAAAAUGUUCAAUAGUUGUCAUUGUAUACCCAGAAAGCAAUUUGCCAAGUAAGUCUUAUCCCAGAUGGUCAUAUUUAUUGU